CCGGCCGCGACCCCCAUGGACGGUCCGCAAGCUGAGGCGCUGCUUGCGCCCCUGCGGCAGGCGGUGCGGCAGCAGGGAGAGCUUGUAAGGAAGCUGAAGGAAGAGAAAGCUCCCCAGGUGGAUAUCGAAAGAGCUGUAGCAGAGCUUAAAGCUCGGAAGAGAGUCCUAGAAGCAAAGGAGUUAGCCUUACAGCCCAAAGAUGACAUUGUGGACAGAGUUAAGAUGGAAGACACCUUAAAAAGGAGGUUUUUCUAUGAUCAAGCCUUUUCUAUUUAUGGAGGUGUCAGUGGUCUGUAUGACUUUGGGCCUGUUGGGUGUGCUUUGAAGAACAACAUCAUCCAAGCAUGGCGGCAACAUUUUAUUCAGGAAGAGCAAAUCCUGGAGAUCGACUGUACCAUGCUCACGCCAGAGCCAGUUCUGAAGACUUCUGGUCAUGUAGACAAGUUUGCUGACUUCAUGGUGAAAGAUGUGAAAAACGGGGAAUGUUUUCGUGCUGAUCAUCUCUUAAAAGCUCACCUGCAAAAGCUGAUGUCUGACAAGAAGUGCACAGCAGAGAAAAAGGCAGAGAUGGAAAAUGUUCUAACUCAGUUGGACAACUACGGCCAGCAAGAACUUGCAGAUCUUUUUGUGAACUACAACGUGAAGUCACCUAUCACUGGGAAUGACCUGUCCCCUCCUGUUUCUUUCAAUCUGAUGUUCAAGACCUCCAUUGGGCCUGGAGGAAACAUGCCUGGCUAUCUGAGGCCAGAAACUGCACAGGGAAUAUUCCUCAACUUCAAACGUCUUCUAGAGUUUAACCAAGGCAAACUGCCUUUUGCUGCUGCCCAGAUUGGAAAUUCCUUCAGAAACGAAAUCUCGCCCCGCUCCGGCCUCAUCAGAGUCAGGGAAUUCACCAUGGCAGAAAUUGAGCACUUUGUAGAUCCCAGUGAGAAAAAUCACCCCAAGUUUCAGAAUGUGGCAGAUCUCAACAUCCUCCUGUACUCCUCCAAGGCCCAGGUCAGUGGGCAGUCUGCCCACGUGAUGCGGCUGGGAGAUGCUGUCCAGCAGGGUGUGAUCAAUAACUCCGUUCUCGGUUACUUCAUUGGCAGAAUCUACCUCUUCCUUACAAAGGUUGGCGUAUCCCCGGAGAAGCUGCGCUUCCGACAGCAUAUGGAGAACGAGAUGGCUCACUAUGCCUGUGACUGCUGGGAUGCAGAGUCCAAAACAUCCUAUGGUUGGAUUGAGAUUGUUGGCUGUGCUGAUCGUUCCUGCUAUGACCUCUCCUGCCAUGCCCGUGCCACCAAAGUUCCUCUUAUAGCUGAGAAGCCUCUCAAAGAACCUAGAACAGUUAACAUUGUUCAGUUUGAGGCAAAUAAGGGAGCCAUUGGCAAAGCUUAUAAGAAGGAUGCAAAGGUGGUGAUGGAAUACCUGUCCAUGUGUGAUGAGUGCUACAUCACUGAGAUGGAGCAGCUGCUCAAUGAAAAAGGGGAAUUCACUGUUGAAACUGAAGGGAAAACUUUUAAAUUAACAAAGGACAUGGUUACUGUGAAGAGAUUUCAGAAAACAUUACAUGUGGAAGAAAUCAUCCCAAAUGUAAUUGAGCCCUCAUUUGGUAUUGGGAGGAUCAUGUACACAGUGUUUGAGCACACAUUCCACAUCCGGGAAGGAGACGAGCAGAGAACGUUCUUCAGCUUCCCAGCUGUUGUAGCACCAUUCAAGUGCUCUGUCCUUCCUCUGAGCCAGAAUCAGGAAUUCAUGCCUUUUGUCAAGGAACUAUCCGAAGCACUCACCAGGAACGGCAUCUCCCACAAGGUGGACGAUUCCUCGGGGUCCAUCGGGCGGCGCUAUGCCAGGACCGACGAGAUCGGUGUGGCCUUCGGGAUCACCAUCGACUUCGACACCGUCAACCGGACCCCUCACAGCGCCACCCUGCGGGACCGCGACUCCAUGCGCCAGAUCCGAGCAGAGAUCUCUGAACUUCCUGCCAUCAUUCGUGACCUGGCGAACGGUUAUCUCACUUGGGCUGAUGUUGAGGCAAAGUAUCCACAGUUUGAGGGACAAGAGACUGGCAAAAAGGACACAAUAGAGGAAUAAAGAAAAGGACCUGAAGUAAAAUCCCAUCAGAUGUCCACUUUUUACUGUUCAUGUUAAUAUGAAAUAAACUUAUCAUGUACUAUUCAAAGCUGCAUUGUUUGUGCACACAGGGACUAUUUGUUUUGGUUUUUGGUUUUUUUUUCCCUCAAUUGCCUGAAUUGACCUUUGAAAACUGAAAUAAUUGCAGUCCAAG
This is a messenger RNA of Indicator indicator, 2266 nucleotides long. It is a transcript of the gene GARS1, whose product is annotated as glycyl-tRNA synthetase 1. Gene Ontology annotation, biological process: mitochondrial glycyl-tRNA aminoacylation. Gene Ontology annotation, molecular function: glycine-tRNA ligase activity; ATP binding. The record is from RefSeq and is a predicted model, not a curated record. The transcript has 17 exons. NCBI's taxonomy places the organism in Eukaryota, Metazoa, Chordata, Aves, Piciformes, Indicatoridae. Bases 16 to 2073 code for a protein of 685 amino acids. Gene Ontology annotation, cellular component: mitochondrion; cytoplasm.